UAAAACUCUUGAAAGAAAUGGAAGUAUAAUAGGUUACAAAAAUAGAAUGUAUGCUACCGAAAGCGAUGACAGUGUGUUUGGAGCAAAAAUUCCGAAAUUGUGGAAUAUAGGUAAAGCACAGAAACCGUGCUACGCUAAAGACGGCAAAUUUCGCUUAUCUAUCUGGAUGAGUGCGUCACUGUUGUAUAUUUACAUUGCACUAUCAUUGUACAGAUAAUUGUUGCACAUUAAUUUAGUGUAUGACUAAUCAAAGUGCAGAAAUUGUAGGAAAAAGAUUGUACGAAAUAUUUAAACUAAAGUUCAAGAUUUUUGCUCUAAAAUGUCCGGAAAGUUUGAUGUUGUUGUGUUCGGUUCGCUAAUCGUGGACUUCAUAAGCUACGUUCCACGUCUACCGAAGGUGGGUGAAACGCUACAUGGAACGAAAUUUACCACCGGUUUCGGUGGGAAAGGAGCGAAUCAAUGCGUAGCUGCUGCUCGUUUGGGCAGCCGGACUGCAAUGAUUGGAAAACUAGGAAACGAUCCGUGGGGCAAAAAUUACUACAGUAACCUCCAGAAGGAGGGGGUCAAUAUAGAUCACAUUGCCAUUCUGGAUGGACAAAGUACCGGAAUUGCGCAGAUCAAUGUUGCUAAUAAUGGUGAUAACCAAAUAGUGAUAGUCGUCGGAGCGAACAACUGUUUGCAGGUGGAUGAUGUCCAAGCCUGCGGAGAAUUACUCAGUGAAGCUAAAGUCUUGGUAUGCCAGCUUGAAACUCCCGUCUUAGCAACGAUUGAAGCGUUGAAAACGUUCAAAGGUACAUCCAUAAUGAAUGCAGCUCCGGCUUUGGAAAACAUUCCCCUAGCGCUACUCAAAUGCUGCACUAUAUUUUGUGUCAACGAAUCCGAAGCAGCCCUCAUAACCGGAAUGCCGGUUGAGACAAUUGCGGAAGCAAAAGGCGCAUUGUUCAAAUUGCGGGAUAUGGGCUGUGGUACGAUUAUCAUCACCCUCGGCGAAAAAGGGGCGAUUUUUGUGACGAAAGACUGCACAAAGGUCAUUCACGUAAAACCAUUCAAGGUCGAUAAUGUCGUGGAUACAACGGGAGCCGGCGAUGCAUUUAUAGGUGCCCUGGCACAUUUCAUAGCAGAGGAUCCGACUGCAGAGAUGGCCCAGUGCGUAGCGGCAGCCAGUCAAGUAGCGGCUUUAUCGGUGCAAAAACCAGGCACCCAGACGAGCUUUCCGCGCAUGGAAGAAACCGGACUUACAGGAUUGUCAUCAUCUAGUUUAAGUGAAUGGGAAUACAUUUAAAUCAGCAAUUUGAAUUUUCCACUUAUACUUUUAUUGAUAACUGAAUAAAGUUUUUUAUAUUGUUACACUUUUA
Messenger RNA from Aedes aegypti (yellow fever mosquito), 1355 nucleotides. Its product is annotated as ribokinase. Gene Ontology annotation, biological process: D-ribose metabolic process. The record is from RefSeq and is a predicted model, not a curated record. The transcript is spliced from 4 exons. Lineage: Eukaryota; Metazoa; Arthropoda; Insecta; Diptera; Culicidae. Gene Ontology annotation, molecular function: ribokinase activity. The coding region runs from base 320 to 1282 and encodes 320 amino acids.